AUGAGCCGUUUCGGGGGCCGCACGCGCGAGUACCCAGCGCUGUCCAUCGACCGCUUCGAUCACGACAACCUGCGCGCGCGGGCCUUCUUCCUGUCGCACUGCCACAAGGGUGAGGGCCCGCCGGGAGGCGCCCCCGCGCGUCCCUCCGCCCGCCUUCUGUCCCUCCCCCUGUGCCUCCCUCCCCCUGUCCGUUGUCCCCGCCCCGCGUGUCCCUCGGCUGACCCCGUGCCUCUCUCCCCAGAUCACAUGAUGGGGCUGCGGGCGACCGCCCUGAAGAGGCGGCUGGAGGGCAGGCUGAAGAACCCCCAGGUUGCAUUGGAAGUUGAAACACCAACUCAGAUUUCUUUAGAAGAUGAAACAUCUGGUGAGAAAGAAGAUGUAGUGGUGACACUUCUGCCAGCUGGUCACUGUCCAGGUUCAGUCAUGUUUCUGUUUGAAGGUGAGAAUGGCACUGUGUUGUACACAGGGGAUUUCAGGCUUGCAAAAGGAGAAGCAGCCAGAAUGGAGCUUUUGCAUUCAGGGACCAGGGUAAAAGACAUCCAGAGUGUGUAUUUGGACACCACUUUUUGUGAUCCCAAAUUUUAUCACAUACCAAGCCGGGAGGAAUGUUUAAAUGGGAUCUUGGAGUUAGUGCGAAGCUGGACCUCACUGUCUCGUAAUCAUGUUGUGUGGCUGAACUGCAAAGCUGCCUAUGGAUAUGAGUAUUUAUUCAUAAACCUCAGCAAGGAACUUGGAAUCAAGGUGCACACGAACAAACUUGAUAUGUUCAGGAACAUGCCAGAAAUCCUGUGCCACGUUACCACAGACCAGCGCACGCAGAUUCACGCCUGUCGGCAUCCUCGGGAUGAUGACUGCUUCCGAGGGAACAGACUGCCCUGUGGGAUGACUUGCCUCAAUGGAACUCCCCUGCAAGUGAUCAGCAUCAAACCCUCCACAAUGUGGUUUGGGGAAAGGAAGAAGAAAACCAAUGUAAUAGUGAGGACUGGGGAGAGAACCUACAGAGCUUGUUUCUCUUUCCACUCUUCAUACAGUGAGAUCAAGGAUUUCCUGAGCUAUAUCUGUCCUGUGAACGUGUAUCCCAAUGUACUGCCAGUGGGUGGGACAGAGGACAAAGUUAUGGAAAUAUUAAAGCCAUUAUGCAGGUCAUACAGGAGAAUCAUGGAACCCAGGUACAAGCCCUUAGGAACCCUGAAGAGAGCCCACAAGAGAGAAUUAUCUGAUACAGAUGAAGAUGAUCUCUUUGAUUCAGAAUUAAUUUCUUCAAGGCCUAAGAUUCCAAAAGAGCAGAGAGAGGAGUGCAGGCCCUCCAGCACAGGACAGGCUGAAAACUCUGAAGGAAACAUUAAUGAGAGCACAGAAAGUUACAAAGGGACCACAACUUACACCUCCCUCAAGGUAGACUUUGUGGACUGUGAAGAAUCAAAUGAUGAUGAUGAUGAAGAUGACGAAGAUGAUGAUGAAAAAAAUACAGUUCAAUUUCUUUCCCAGGAGCCAGAUGCCACUUCCACAGCCAAUUUCAAUGGAGUAACUAGUGACCAGCAGGAGUCUAAUGCCAGUGUCCCUUGCUGGGAUGAAUUUUUUACAGGUAAUAAACUAGAGGAGAGCUCUGAAAAUGAGGAUCACCUCCCAUCUUCAGCAGAUGCUGGUGGGUCCCAGUCACUCUUCAGCGAUUCAGAUGGAGUGAGUGACUCAACACACAUCUCCUCCCAAAAUUCUUCUCAGUCAACACAUAUAUCAGAGCAGGGGAGCCAGGGCUGGGACAGCCAAAUGGACACAGUGCUCAUCACCUCCCAGGAGAGAAGUGCCCUGGAGCUCAGCACAGGUGGGAGCAGAGCAGUGGUUCCUGUGCUGCAGGAGAGUCCCAGGGACACUCAGCUGGACAGCAGCAGGGGGCAGCCACCAGGUGAGGACAGACCUUGUGCCCACGAUGGUGCCUGUGGCUUGGAAAGCAAUGGCUGUGAGAAAGCUGCAGAAGAUGGCACUGCCCACAUUCUGGAUGUGCUGGCAGAAAUAAGUGACAGCUCCAGGACUCCUGAUCUGGAGCUGAGGAGGGACUCCCAGAGCUCCUCUGACUUUGAAAUUCCCUUGACUCCUGGUGCUGAAGCGCCUCAGCCAGAUAAACUGCACCAUUUAUACAAGAAGCUUGCAGCAGGUGAAAACAUAAUCGUGAGAAAAAAGUCUCCUGAGAACAGGUAUAACUGAUUACCUUGUGGUAAUGCCCAGCAUGUCUAUUAAUACCUGAAUUAUUUUUCUCUUUCCUGCUGAUUACUGUCUGCAGUUAUGCUGAGUCAUGCUUAAUUCAGAAGUAUCUUACUGUCAGAACCAGGACUUUGCAGCCUGUGUACCUUUACUGUUCCUUCCAUGAAAUACUGAAAAGGAAGUAUUCCCAGGAGGGACAGUAAAAGCCUUCUACCUCCCAAGGUUCAGUUCUCCAGGACUGUAAGUAGACAAAAAAUGGACCAGACAAAACUAAGAAUAGUACACUAAAUGAAAUUUAGUGUUUAUCAUGA
This is a messenger RNA of Agelaius phoeniceus (red-winged blackbird), 2510 nucleotides long. The record is from RefSeq and is a predicted model, not a curated record. NCBI's taxonomy places the organism in Eukaryota, Metazoa, Chordata, Aves, Passeriformes, Icteridae.